Molecule: messenger RNA, 1247 nt
Organism: Cinclus cinclus
Lineage: Eukaryota; Metazoa; Chordata; Aves; Passeriformes; Cinclidae
Gene: ANKRD2
Product: ankyrin repeat domain 2
Exons: 9
Coding region: 213-1166 (317 amino acids)
Biological process (GO): regulation of transcription by RNA polymerase II
Cellular component (GO): nucleus
Molecular function (GO): RNA polymerase II-specific DNA-binding transcription factor binding
Source: RefSeq, a predicted model, not a curated record
GCAGGAGGGUGAGCUCAUGGCAAAGCUGCCCCAGUCAUGUGGAGCAGCCACAGCUGUUGGUGCCCUUGGGCUGUGGGACAGAGGGGCCAACAGCAUAAAGCCCCACAGCCAGCAAAGCUGCCGGCAGCACCAGGAGCGAGGACUGGGAACUCCCUGCUGGUGGUAGCAAGAAGAGGACACAUCCUGCACAGGACUGUGCACUGCAGGCAGACAUGGAGCUGGAUGUGGAACGGGCCAAGGAGCUCAUUGAGCAGAAGCUGGCAGAGGAGGAGAAGGAGGAGAAACUCAAAGGGGAUGGUGCACAGGAGCCACCGGCUGUGGAGCGGAUGAACACACCUGAGCUGGAGGAGGAAAAACACCGUGGCCCCAGGAACUGGGGUCUUGAGGCCAUCAAGGGCCAGGAGAAGGUGCGGAGGAGUUCAGUGGAUCUGAGGCGGGAAAUCAUCGACGUGGGGAGCAUCCAAAGACUCAUCGAGCUCCGCAAGCAGCGCCGGCAGCGCCGGGCUGAGCGGGCAGCCACCCCUGAGCCCACCCCACCACCUGAGCCCCUGGAAACUGAGGGUCCUGUGGAGCCAGAGACCUUCCUGCGAGCUGCUGUCCAGGGCAAGAUGCACAUCAUUGAGAAGUUUCUGGCAGACGGUGGCUCCCCCGACACAUGUGAUGAGUUCCACCGCACAGCCUUGCACCGCUCCUCGCUGGAGGGACAUGUGGAAAUCCUGCAGAAGCUGCUGGACAGUGGGGCCACUGUUGACUUCAGGGACCGGCUGGACUGCACUGCCGUGCACUGGGCCUGCCGGGGUGGGCACCUGGAUGCUGUCAAACUGCUGCAGGACCACGGGGCAGACCUCAAUGUGAAGGACAAGCUGCUCAGCACACCCCUUCACGUGGCCACCCGAACUGGACACCUUGACAUUGUGGAACAUCUCAUCCACUGUGGGGUGGAUAUCAAUGCCCCAGACAGGGAAGGUGACACAGCACUGCAUGAUGCCACACGGCUCAGUCGCUACAAGAUCAUCAAAACACUGAUCCUGCAUGGGGCUGACAUGAUGGCCAAGAAUGAGGCUGGCAAGACCCCGACAGACCUGGUGCAGCAGUGGCAGGUGGACACACGCCAGGCGCUGGAGACCAAGGAGCAGCAGCAGGGGGAAAUGGAGGUCCCUGCAUGAUGGCACCAGGCAGGGACCAGGGGCUGGUCUCAGCUCCAAGGAGCUGGAUCCAGACAAGACUUGUUUGUGUCAAUAAAAAUC